Striga hermonthica is the source of this 456-nucleotide messenger RNA. NCBI's taxonomy places the organism in Eukaryota, Viridiplantae, Streptophyta, Magnoliopsida, Lamiales, Orobanchaceae. The record is from the annotation of a GenBank genome assembly.
AUGCAGCGGCAGUCGCUGGGCUCGCCGUCGUCGAAGGACGAGAAACUGUCCUUCGAAGCGCAGAAACAAUCUCCCUCUCAAUCGUCGUCACUAUCGUCCUCUGAUUCUCCGUACGUAGAUCGAGACGACGACGAGGCGGCGAAGAAGAAGAAGAAGAAGGCGACGGCGGCGAUUGGGGCUGCCGGCGUUGAUAAGCAUCAAAGCUACAUUCAUCUGAUUCCGAUGCUUACUCUCAUCUGCUUUCUCAUCCUCUACCUAGCAUCUCACGAUCCCUCUCAAAAUGAUUUGGCUCAGUUCAAUUUUCCUGGUACUGUCUCCAAUGCCGGAGAAUUGCAACUAAUAAAGGAGAUAAAUAAAGGCGAAAUAAUGGCGAUACAGAGGUUAAAGAUCUUGGAGACGACGGAGCUUGGCACGGCCAAGCAGCGGCUGCUCCACCGCAAAAUUGCUCAUUUUUAG